GCUUUAAUAUUAUCAGCACAUGCCAGCCUUCUCUUGACCUGUUCAUCUUAUCUUUCCACCAAGUUUCCUCAGCUUGUUUUUUUUCUUCUUUCUAUAUAUAUUUUCUUGAUUUGGGUCUUUUGAGCCAAUUGGGAGAACUUGGUUUGGAACUUCAGUUGAAGGUUUUCAAGCAAAAACUUGCUUCUGCUUCUGCUUCUUACUUGGUCAAUUUGAGGCAGCUUCCAGGUUUUGGAUAUACUUGAUCUGCGUUUUUGCUAGAAGAUUGAAAGAAACUAGACUUAGAGAAAAAGAUAUGGAUACUUCUUCAUGGGUGGAUACAUCAUUGGAUCUUAAUGCUUCAGCUAGGUCCCUACGACUUGAAACUCCGAAGGAGUCAGGUAGCAACUUAAUUGUGUUUGGAAGCAAACUUUCAGUGAAAGAAGAGACUGGUGCUUUAAUGGAAGAAUUGAACCGUGUUAGAGCAGAAAACAAGAAGCUAACACAAAUGCUAACAGCAAUGUGUGAGAGCUACAAUGCUUUGCAAAGCCAGUUGAUGGAUGUAAUGAGCAAGAACACUGAAAAAGAGCAUAGCCCUCCAAAGAAAAGGAAGUCUGAAAGCAGCAACAACAAUAUUGAUAAUAACUUUGGCAUCAUUGGGAAUUCAGAAAGCAGCUCAACUGAGGAAGAAUCAUGCAAGAAACCCAGAGAAGAAAUGAUCAAGGCCAAAAUUUCAAGAGUUUCUGUCAGGACCGAAGCAUCUGAUACUAGCCUUGUUGUAAAGGAUGGAUAUCAGUGGAGGAAAUAUGGCCAAAAGGUCACCAGGGAUAAUCCUUCCCCAAGAGCUUACUUCAAGUGUUCUUUUGCUCCAAGCUGCCCUGUUAAAAAGAAGGUGCAAAGAAGCGUUGAUGAUCAGUCUGUUCUAGUUGCAACUUAUGAAGGUGAACACAACCAUCUUCCCCUUUCCCAAAUGGAACCAACAUCAGGUUCAAGCCGUUGUGUGACCCUUGGUUCAGUCCCUUGUUCAGCCUCGCUUAACUCAUCUGGACCAACCAUUACUCUAGACCUCUCAAAAUCUAAGUCCAGCACUGAUCCUGAAGCUAGAAACUCCAAACCAAAAAUGGAUUCACCAGAAGUCAGACAUUAUUUGGUGGAACAGAUGGCAUCUUCCUUGACAAAUGACCCCAAUUUUACAGCAGCACUAGCAGCAGCCAUUUCAGGAAGAAUGUUUCAACAAAAUCCAAUUGAAGGGUGGAUGAAAUAUCAAAAUAUGGACCAAUUAGACUUUUCAUUUUUUCCUUUCCCUUCCAGGAUUUAUCUUGCUGGGAGAACAUACCAGCUGACAAAGGAUUCUAUGAUAUUUUAUGAGCUAUAAGUAGAUUGUUAUGAACUUAGAAUGUUGUAAAUGUAUACAACAUUGCAAAAGAAUUGGAAAAACAAAAAGGAAAGAAAAAUAGAAUUUGCAAUCUGUUCAAGCAUCAGCUUCUUGUAAAUAUUGUUUUAAUUUGAGUAUCAACAUCAAGUGUUUUUCA
Molecule: messenger RNA, 1508 nt
Organism: Durio zibethinus
Lineage: Eukaryota; Viridiplantae; Streptophyta; Magnoliopsida; Malvales; Malvaceae
Gene: WRKY40
Product: WRKY DNA-binding protein 40
Biological process (GO): regulation of DNA-templated transcription
Molecular function (GO): DNA-binding transcription factor activity; sequence-specific DNA binding
Source: RefSeq, a predicted model, not a curated record